AUGGCUACAGCCGCUACUUCAACCCCCAACCCCGAGCCCGCCACCAACCCCAACACCAGCACCACCUACAACAACGCCGAGGACGCGGAGCCGCAAGACUCGUCCUUCUUCUCGUCCGUGUACACCGCGGCCCAGCAAGCAGCCAACAAUAUCAUGAACGGCGCCGAAAGGCAGGACAACCACCCCCGACACGACUCUCCCACCACUAUCUCCGACAACGCAAACGUAAACAAAUCUUCUUCCUCCUCCCCAGCAGUCGCCCCGUCGCACUCCAACACAAACACACCGCCCAUCUCGCCGGCCGCCCCCGCAGCAGCCGCCCCCAUCGAAACCCUCGGCCAAGGCGACCUCUCUCUCGCUCAACUCGGACUCUCCCGCUCCCGCGCAAACACCGGCUCGUCGUCCAAACACAAGUCGCCGCUUGCCCAGGGCUCCCACACGUCGGUCAAGUCCACCAAGUCGCCGUCCACACCCAACGGCCGAUCCCGCGCAGCCACCGAAACCAGCGAACACCGUCGCUCGCUCUCGCCCCCACUAGCAAUUCCCGGCCGUAUCAUCGACAAGGUCAAGACCGAACUCGCCGACAUUGAAGACGACCACCUACCCGUCGUCAAACGCCUGAGAUCCCAAAGACUGUCUCGAGGCGGAUCAUCCCGAAAACGAGCAGACUCCGCUAAAGAGCUCGAGCCCACCCCCACCACUGCAACCGUAGCAAACACCGCAGCCACCCCCGAGGACAUCACCCCGGUCACCUCCGCAGCAGCCUCCAUCACCGGCUUCGCAUACGCAUCCAAGAAGCGAAACGAGGAGUUCCACGCACACUUCAAGUCCGUUCCCGAAGACGACUUUCUGCUAGACGACUUUAGCUGCGCAUAUUCCCGAGAGAUCCUGGUCCAGGGUCGUAUGUUUGUGUCUGAACGACAUAUUUGCUUCUUCGCUAACAUUCUCGGCUGGCAGACCCACCACGUCAUUGCCUUUGACGAAAUCGUCUCUCUCGACAAGAAAACCACCGCCGGUCUUUUCCCCAACGGAAUCGUUGUACAGACCCUACACUCCACCUACAUUUACGCCUCCUUCAUUUCGCGAGACGCAACAUUUGCCUUUAUGAACACAAUCUGGAAACAAAACUCUCAGGGCGUCGCUGGCAGCGACGAGUCUGACGGAGACUCUGACGACGGAGAACUCGACUCUGGAAUCUCCGACAACGAAGCCGAAACCGCCGCCACCGGGGCUGCCGUCGUGGCUUCCGCGGAAGCGGGUGCCGACGCCAGCAAGUGGAGCGUCCCCAACCUGGGCCCCGAGACCCACGCGCCUACCUCGCCUGGCUACGAUCCCGAGGCCAAGGGCGAGAAGCUCCUGUGCAAGGAGAUUGUUAAAGCGCCCUUGGGUGUCGUUGCCAAUCUCCUGUUUGGUAAGGAGAACGUGCUUGGUGCCUUCCUCAAGGACAACCAAAAGUGCUGGGACGUUACGCCCAUCAAGUCGUGCGUUGAGUCCAAGAAACGAGAGUACAGCUACGUCAAGCCGCUCAACAACUCCUUGGGUCCCAAGCAGACCAAGUGUCAGUGUGUCGACAAUGUCGAGGCAUGGGACGACACAGGGGCCAUCAAUGUGGUCACCACUACUUCCAACCACGACGUUCCCUCUGGUAACGCUUUCACCACCAAGACCCGAAUCAUCAUGACCUGGGCCGCCAACAACCAGACUCAGGUGAUGAUGUCGUGCUGGUUCGACUGGACCGGCAAGUCGUGGAUCAAGAGUGCCAUUGAGAAGGGUGGAAACGACGGUCAAAUGGCAUUUGCCGCUGAUCUGAUUCCCUAUCUUAACGAGCGGGCCAAGGGCUCUGGCAAGUCGGCCAAGCCUGUUACUGCGACUGCGGUGGCCGUUCCCACCAAGAAGGGCCAUGCCAAGCACAAGAGCCAUCACCACAAGGUGGAAGCCGCGCACGAAGAGGCGUCGUCUUCUUCCGCCCCCCCUCCUCAGACCGGUGGAGCUCUCCACCAGUUUGCCGAGACCUGGAGCCAGAUCCCCAUUCUGGGUUCCCUGCCCCUCCCUAUUGUGGGGGCUGUUUUGGGAGGCAUUUGGGUGUUAUGGUUCAUCAUUGGCCUGUUCCGAGGCCACCACACCACCACGCACAAGUUUGAUUUUGCUGGCCUGUCGGACGCUAAGAAGCUGGAGAUUUUCGUCAUGGAGGAGGAGUACGAGCUGUGGCACUGGAUCGACGAGCGGGUUGGCAAGAGUCAACGAACGCCCGGCCGGUUCUUUGUGCCGUUUGAGGGAGCCAAUCCCAAGAUGGUUGACUUCUCCAAGUCCAAGACCGCCGCUGCCGGCGGAGGCGACAAUGCCGAGGACAUGACGCAGGCCGAUCUCGAGGAGGCCAUUCGUGACUCCGAAGCCAAUCUCCAGCAGCUGCGUGAUAUCAAGGCAAGCAUGUUGUAG
Yarrowia lipolytica CLIB122 is the source of this 2436-nucleotide messenger RNA. RefSeq lists its product as uncharacterized. Gene Ontology annotation, molecular function: sterol binding; sterol transfer activity. NCBI's taxonomy places the organism in Eukaryota, Fungi, Ascomycota, Dipodascomycetes, Dipodascales. Gene Ontology annotation, biological process: intracellular sterol transport. Gene Ontology annotation, cellular component: mitochondrion; endoplasmic reticulum membrane; plasma membrane. The record is from RefSeq and is a predicted model, not a curated record.